CAUGUCAUGUCAUCACCUCCCGAUGUCAUGGUCCUUUUUGAGAAUGAAGGACAAACAACCACCACCCACAAUCUAUCUAUCAUCUUGCCUAUAUACUUAGAUAGACAAUGAACUAUUGCUGGAAUUGAAUAAGAAAUUAGGUUGUAUUGCAUUGGGGAAAUUACAACAUACUUUUAACAAUUCUGAGCUUCCCUUUGGAAAAAUGAGAUAUCUAUUUAACUUCUGUUUUUUUUUUCUUUAGUGAUACUAUAGGGCUGCAAAUCAUAGAAUACCAUGACUUCUGCGAGUCAUAGGGUAAUGGAGAGUAUGGUGUAGGUGAACAAAAUGCAGUAUGUUUCCAGUGAAGAAUCACUUAGGGGAAACGGUGUAAUGGAGAGGUGUCAAGCUCAUGGCUUGUGGAUAGCACAUGGAUGUUAAAACUCUCUCUAGAACCAACAUAAAACAUAACUGGGAAAUUUUUUAACAAAAUAAAUAACAGUAUAACACAACAUAGAUCAUGUUAACUUGUGAUUUUCUAAGUCAAUAUGGCCACAGGGAUCUGUUUCUAUUUGAGUCUCACACUCCUGACAUAAAGGGUAUCAAGGGAGCGCAUGAGACCAGUUCCACUCUGGAGGCAUAACAGCCUUGAAAAGAGGGGCCCGGCUAGAACAAAAGGUUUAUUGGGAAUGAUGGAGUACCUCAAUACUCUAGGUCAUGUCAGAGCUGUACCUCGCGAUUGUGGUACCUGUGGCAAACAACAGGAAAUAGGAUGGCAAAUCAACUUUGUAAUCUGUGGGUGGGGUGAACUAAGAGGUCUAAGAAACUUAUCCAGGGUCACAUCUAGAGUACAUGUAAAGAGGCAAGAUUGGAAUCUGGAUUUUCAUGACUUUGUGGGCAGUUCUCGAUCAUCUGCUUAUGCUGCCUGUAUGAAAAAAGAACUGAGAAAUAAUUGAAACACAUCCAGCUGAUCUAGAGGGAAGAAAUAGUUGACGUAGUGGUUCCUUGCUGCUGAAAAUGAGUGAAUGUGUAAAAUUUUGACUCCCCAGGGGGAAGUCACUCUAGUUAGAGCUGUUGCUUGGGUCCUGCUUGACUCCCACCCUCACACUAUCAUUUUCCUGCAAAGUCUCUUACGUGUGCCUUUCUCCUUGUUCUGUUUCAGAGCUCCACAGUGAGAAUAAUGGGGACCACCAAAAAUCGGGGGUCAUGGACUUCAUCGACCGAGAUGAAAAGAAGCUACAUCCUAUGGAGGCCCCUUUGGAGGCCUCCCUGAAAACUCUGAGCCAGCCUGAGGUAGGAGAGGGGGUGUCUCCUGGCUGGCCUGACUCUGCCCACAGUGUGCAUUCUUGGGGGAAAGAGGUGGCAAAAAAUACCCGGCCCACCUGGCUUAUCUCAGCAUCUUGUUCUGGAGCCUCCCAGCCACCAGAAUUAGUUUCCCCCUCUGAAGCAGUCCCUCGGGAGUCUAUGAAGAUUACACCCAUUAGUGUAAACAACACAGAAGCCACUCUGCUUCUGAGUGAACCAGUACCAAGCCCUCCUGUCUCUUUCCUUAAAGUGCUUUCCAGAGGGACAGUGGCUAGUUUUCCAGAAUCCAAGCUUCUUCCCGAGACCUACAACAGUAUUUUAGUAGAAAUGAGAGAGAGAGGUGGAUUGCCAAGCACUCUGCAUCCUGGCAGGGGAGCCUGGCCUGAGGGCACAGUUCCCCAGCCUGCUGGGAAUGCCUCUUUCUCCCUUCAGUUACAGACCUCCAGCCCAGAUUGGAGAGUUAGAUCUGAGAGCACUGUAGCAGAUAUUCAGACCUCCCACCCUAGACUUGGCAGCAUCCCAGGACAACUUCAUAGAUGCCGACUGUGUGGCCAGAAGGAAGUGGACUCGGCUCCCACUGCUGGAGGGGGGGUCCUGCCAAGAGGAGGGAAGGGGUUGCUCUGGCGCCUUCUGAAGGCCCUGACCAUGGCAUCAGCCUCCAGGAACUUGCCAGCCAUCAGAGGGGUUGGAGCACGGGGUCCAGGGACUAGAGAUCAACUCUUUUCCAUAGAACUGAGAGGAGACACUGCUUUAUCUAAGCCCCUAGGCAUGGUGUUCCCUGCCCAUGGGACACACAACCCACAGGCCCCUGAAGAGCUAGCCCAGACGCUCCUGGAGGGAAGACGAAGAGAAGCAGCUUCCAGGGAGGGAGAAAAACUUCUAAAAUGGCUAACCUUUGGAGAUGCAACCAGUAUCCCAGAUGUACCAGCCAGGCCUAAGCCCUCCCCAAGCACAGGCCAGGUCAGUACCUGGCACACCUGGGGACCCAGGCACAGGAACCAGCUGAGCCCAGAGAAGGGUAUUCUAGAAACGUCCAGAAGGAACAAUUCCUCCAGAGGUCAUGUGGGAAUGCAUCUCCCUGGGGCAUCUAGCAGCCAUGACCUAGGCUGGGCAUCAAGCAUGUCUCCAUCUCCAAGAGGAGGAAUUCCUGCUCUGAGGAGGGUAAACAGAGAUUUCACGGUCCCCUGGGCAGUCACAGGAAACCCAGUUACUCUAAGCCUGGACAUUGUCAGCAGUGGCAUCAGGAAGGAAUUUGGAAGUGCCCCUUAUACUGGUCCACUAGUGGAGAAAGCACCAUUCAUCUCCCCAGAGGGGAAGCUACAUUCUCUAGGGAUCCAGGUUGCCCAAGGUGAGGUAGGGCUUCCAAACACCCUACCAACAACCAACAGUCAUACUCCUUCCUCUAGCCACAUGGCACCUGCCUUGUUCUCGAAGCUUCCAACUAAUAAGAUUCUAGCUCAGGUAAAGUCACCUCUGCUGGCUGCCUUCACACAGACCUCUCACCUGAGCCAUCUGAUGGAAAGUGUGACAAGUAACCACUUUAUUUUCCCUGUUCCUCCAAGAAAAACCUACCAUCUGAGGAUGGAGACUCCAGAUAAAGCUUUUCAAAGGUCUGGAGGAGCUCCCUCUGAGGUCGGGACCACCACAGUUGAUGGAAAGGAAGUGAGACAGGCUGGCUCCCCUUCCACUGUGGGGUCAGCAUUUCCUGAAGGGGUGGUGACCAGCCCUGCUGACUCUGUAAAUUCAAUCCUGUCCCUGGAGGAUUCUGGGAACCAAAAGACGCAUUCUUUUGGAAGAAUAGAACAGGGGGGCCUGGGAGUAGCUGGAAAGAACUGGAUUCCUUCCUUUGCCCCUCUCAGGAGAUGUCCCUCUGGAGGGAUCCAGCUUUUCAUAGGGGGAUCGAUGAUCCCCCUGCUUCCUGUGGAGCCUGAGAGAAUCCUAAGGGCAUAUAAAUCCAAGGGAGCGUUGACUCUCCUGGCUCAGGGAGAAUCCUUUCUUUCCUUUGUCUCCAACUGCAGCAAUGUCACACUGGGGCAUCCUGUGCCUCCACCCCAAUCUCUAGAGGACCCUCAGAGCCAAACUUUACAGAAGGUUCCUGAUCCCAAGUCUGUUGCAUCAGGAAUUGUGCUUUUAAAAAGCCCAUCAGGCCUCUUGAGCCUGGUGCCCCUUUGGGAGUGCAAGGGCCUAAGCAGAGUCAGAGAAUCGGCCUAUCUUCUAGAACCUGAGUCUAGGGAGAAGGAAUAUCCUUCUGCUUUUGGUGAGAAUCCCUCUUCAGCUGUACACGCCACGGCCCUGCCCCCACAGGCCCUCAAGACUCAAACCCCUUUCCUGGAUGGACUGCAAGAGGACAAAGGGAGGGGCCAGCUUGGAAUGACAGCUGUUCCUUCGAUCCAGACAAAGGUAACAAUGGCUUACUCAAUGAGGGAUGAAAUAGCACAGACCCUGGAGGAGGAACGUGGAACCUCAAAGAAACUGGGAGGCAGAGACUUCAACUUCCCUUCCUUCAGAUCUGGUUUUGACCGUGAUGCUCUGCCCUCGAGAAAUCCUCCCGUGGGGCCUGAUGCCUUCCGGGGGAUGUCUGAUGCCAAGGCCCCGCCAGCUCUGGGAACUCAAACUAUUAACUGGGCCAGAGGGACACUUUCCCCCUUGGAUACCUCAGAAAUGGGGCCUGAGCCAGCAGAGUGGCUGCAAGAAGGGGGAGCUGCUUGGACAACAGCUCUCCAAGGGGAGCCCAGGGUGAAUGAGGGGCUCCCAGAGGGCCGACUUAAAAUUCAAGCUGGCCCCACAUUGCUGUUUCUAGGGCCCUUGCUUUUCCUGACUGGGCCUGGGAUGGAGCUCCAGGUUACUGACAUCCCCUCUCUGUGGGAACCUCACAAUGAAAAGGGUAGAGAAGAAGCCAAGACACCUUCCCUGAGCCCUCCAAGGGCUGGACAUGGUAAUGUGCCCUUGACAGACCACUUCAGCUCCAGGGGGCCAUUGAGUGAGAAUCCGCUCCACAGUAUGGCUUGGGUGGGGAUGCAGGGGUCCCAAAGUAGACCUACUGACGAUGAAGAACAUAGCAGCCAGCUCCUCUCACAUGGGAGUCUCCUAUCUGUAGGGAAGGAAGCUAUCUCCAAGUCCCUUACCACUCAUAGAGCAGAGAGAAUGGCUGAGGAAGUCAGAAACAUGGUAGGGAAAAGUAGGAACCUGGCUGUGUCCUCUGCUGUUAAUUCUGGAAGAACUAAGUCUGCCUCAAGCCAGUUACAUUUUGUCAACCUGUCUUCUCCUCUGGAAAGGGGGGGCCAAACCCUAAAGCCCACAAAGACUAGGCCAAAAGUCCAUAGCUCCCAGGGAGGGAAAGGGGGACUGGUUUCUUUUCCCCUAGUGGGUGUCACUUCACCUUUGGUUAAAACUUCUGAUCUCAGCAUGAGGCCUUCCCCUUCUCCUUCCCUCUUUCCACCUCUUCCUCAGCACCUAGCGUUCACUAGGAGUGCUAAAUUGUCCACAGCUGCUUCACUCAUAAGGCAAGCAACCACCCGAGGGAAACUACAGAAAUACCAACAGAGCCUUCCCCUCCAGAAAAGUGGCUUUUUGCAGGGUCCAGGAAAGGCUAGCGUUGGUAAUCCUGAUUCCAAGACCCCUCAGUGGUUCCAGUCCUGUGACCAUACAGAGCAGGGAAGGGACUGUGCCCAGAACCAAGAAGGCCCUGCUCCUGGGGAGUUGUCAGGAAACAUGACCUCUCAAGGUCUGGAGCUGGGCUCCUUGCCCCAUCUUGGCUGGUUGGAGCCUGUCUCUUUAGUGAGACUGAAAGCCCCAAGACAAAGCUCUGAGCUGGAGGCUACAUCUGCGCCUUCUUGGCUCUGCCUUGGUGGAAGCUGCUGGGAGGUCAUUUUGCAAGCGCUAGACUCUUCCCAAGACCCUGAGGCCACUGGUGUGAAGAGUCUACUGGCCAGGGUCCUUUCCUCUAGGCCAAAGCCUCUCCAGAUGGAGGCCGCAGGCACUGCCCCCACCAAAGAUGUACAGAUGCCACAGGUGGUACUUGGGUCACUGCAGCUGCCACCCCAUGCAGAAUCCUCUCAUCCAGACUGGACCACACAGUCUCCGAUCACAGGGACCCAUUCUAUGGACAAUCUCGCCUUGAAAACUGCCCUUCCUGGGAACAGGACAGACCCUUGGUCCUUUGACUGGUUCUGUGACUUUGAGACAGACUUCUGUGGGUGGCAGCAGAAUGGUACCGGAGCUGGCUGGGUGCUCACUCAAGGCCAGAAGAGUUAUCCCUGGAGUGGCAGCUUCCCCUUGAAGAGCUCCUGUCAUUUCCCUGGAGGAAACCAUCUGCUUCUGCAGAACCAGGCUUCUCCACAAACAGUCCCCAGAGCUGUUCUGAUUAGCCCAAUCUUGCAUGGAGCCAGAUGGGUUCGAUUUUGGUAUGGUCCCCUGCAGCCGAGCAUGGGAACCAUUAGUGUCUAUGUCUACUCUCGGGCUCAAUUUGGUUGGCGUCUAAUCUGGUCCAGUAUGGGGCACCAGAGCUCAUCCUGGAGCUGGGUGGAAAUGAAGCUACGGGCACCACAGAAGAUACAAGUGAUGGUGGAAGGAGUUCAAGGCCCAGAAGAUGGUGCUCAUAUGAGCAUCGAUAACCUUUCUGUCUCUAGCCACCAAUGGCCAAAGGGAGAAACCAAGCUUUCUUGCCAUUCUUUCAAGGAAACUCUAAAUAAAGUUUGAAUUAAGAAAUACGUUCUGAGCUGUCAUGUUUGAAUUUCAACAUAAAGGCAGGGGUUCUGGGCACUUCAAAUGUUAAUUGCCCAUCAGUUCUAUAUACUU
Messenger RNA from Phascolarctos cinereus (koala), 6078 nucleotides. RefSeq lists its product as uncharacterized. The record is from RefSeq and is a predicted model, not a curated record. Gene Ontology annotation, cellular component: membrane. Lineage: Eukaryota; Metazoa; Chordata; Mammalia; Diprotodontia; Phascolarctidae.